This is a messenger RNA of Lodderomyces margitis, 366 nucleotides long. It is a transcript of the gene DAD2, whose product is annotated as Dad2p. NCBI's taxonomy places the organism in Eukaryota, Fungi, Ascomycota, Pichiomycetes, Serinales, Debaryomycetaceae. Gene Ontology annotation, cellular component: mitotic spindle midzone; DASH complex; mitotic spindle pole body. The coding region runs from base 1 to 366 and encodes 121 amino acids. The transcript has a single exon. Gene Ontology annotation, biological process: mitotic cell cycle; attachment of spindle microtubules to kinetochore. The record is from RefSeq and is a predicted model, not a curated record.
AUGGCAAGACAGAACACAGCAAUAUAUCAAAAGAUAGCCGAAAAGAGAGCAAACUUGGAACUUCUACGAGAAUUCAAAACUUUAACUGAAGAACUAGCUACUGAACUAGAAUCAAUUGGUGACCGUUUAGAAACAAUGAAAGAUGGAACCAGUAGUGUCGCGUUGAUUCUUUCUAAUUGGCAACGAAUUAUCCAAUCCAUAUCGUUGGCAUCGCUAAGUUUAUUGAAACUGACAAAUCAUCCCCUGAAUGGGGUUGCCGAACAAGACGUGUAUCCCGAACCUUUAAUUAGGAUAAACUUACAAAAUGACGACGCAAAUGACCUGGAGAGCGACUUCAACGAUGAGGAAGAGGGAGAGGGGAAGUGA